AUGAAGCUAAUUUGGUCUCCUGAAACAGCUUCAAAAGCAUAUCUUGACACCCUACAAACAUGUGGAAUUUCAAGAAAAUCCAGCGGUGCAGAAUUUUUAUCAGCCAUGGCUGGAGGGUACAACGCGAAAUUAACGGUUGAAGCAUGGAAAAGUGGCGACUCAAUCACCACUAGCAUCAGCCUAGCCAUCGCGGCAAAACACAGUCAUGGCAGAUACGUGUGUGUGGUGCCAGACGAAUCGUCAAGAUUAGAGUAUGUAGGCGCGAUGCAAAAUUCAGGCACGUCCUUGCCUGAAAUGAUGGUAGGAGAGGCAGAAGAGGUGAUGGAAAGGCUAAAUGGGAUUGAUUUUUUGAUUGUGGAUGAGGGGAGAAAGGACUUCACGAGGGUCUUUAAAAGUGCUAAAUUGGGCCAUCGUGGAGCCAUUUUAGUGAGCAAAAAUGGAAGCAAAAGUAAAAUAGAGAGUAGUACUAGUACGUUCAGCUGGGAUGGGGUUCUUGAUAGGAAAGUUUGUGUUGUGAGAUCAGUGACACUUCCAUUUGGGAAUGGAUUGGAGAUUGCUUAUAUAGCAAGUAAAGAUGGAAAUAAAAAAACUCGAAAAUAUGUCAAGCGUUGGAUUAGACACGUUGAUAGAAACUCAGGAGAAGAGCAUGUUAUUCGACGAUGA
This is a messenger RNA of Nicotiana attenuata, 663 nucleotides long. RefSeq lists its product as uncharacterized. The record is from RefSeq and is a predicted model, not a curated record. Lineage: Eukaryota; Viridiplantae; Streptophyta; Magnoliopsida; Solanales; Solanaceae. Bases 1 to 663 code for a protein of 220 amino acids. The transcript has 3 exons.